CACAGUGCCAUGAAGACCGUCAGUGUGUGAGCGUUUGGCUGCCACCACAGCAAGAAGAUGAUCCUGCUGCCUGGUCUGCUUUUUAUUCUCUGGGGAGAACCGGGUCGGUGCCUGGAGGAGAAUGUAGGCUUCACUUUCGAUGGAGACAUCCGCCACUUCGCCGUGGCCAACGACACGGUUUACAUCGCCACAGAGGAGAGGCUGUACCAGCUGAGACACGACCUGACUCUGGUCCAGAGUCUGACCCAGAGAGGAAUCUUGAAGGGAAGUUUUCAGACGGACGAUGCUGAGUUUUCCCGGGUUUCUGAGACGGACAAAUGGAACGCAACUUUCAGCGUCAACGUGUUAUUACCGCUUGUUCAGGAGGACACUUUGAUCAGCUGCGGUGUGAUCGACUGCGGUUACUGCGAGAUGCUGGACCUGAAGAACAUUUCAAACGUACAGUACAAGGAGCACUUCAGGGUGGGAUCCCCGUGGCGCAGCAGUGCGUCCGUCGGCUUCCUGGUGGACGUUGAGGAGACAGUUGCCGAGACUUACAUUCUGAGUGCCAUAGAGCAAAAUGAAGGCAAACCCACAGAGACCGGCUGCUCAGUAUUAGGAGCGGUGUUCCUUCAUAAUACGAAUAACAAACAGGACGGAGGUAUAUUCUCUAACAAUGACAAGAACAAUGUCAAUGUAAUCAAACGCAGGCACACGGAUGGCAAUGUGGAGUUUGUGGAUGGAUUUCAGAUCAAUUCAAUCAUUUAUCUUUUCUCCAACCUGCCUUUAAAUCAAGAAAGCAACACCAUCCGUCUCAUUUGGCUCGAGGGCAAAACGAGCAAAAGGGAGACUCUCAAAUCGCUGCGGGGUGCGACUCUCCGUGUCUCUGAUGAUGGUAAAGGCAGCAGACUCAUCGCCUCCGCGGUGAUCCCGGGUGGGCCGCCGGUGCUCUGGAGCGGCGUGUUCAGUGUGGACGGAGGAGAAACCAACACCGAGCUGCUGCUGUUUGACAUCAGCCCGGAUCUCACCGGAGCCAAAGAUGCAGAUCCAGACUUCUGUAGUACUACUGUCUGCACUGGCAGAGUAACGACGCCAAAGACACUGAAGCCAAAGGCAGUUCUCUUCAGGCAGAACAACAUGACCUCUGUGCUGGCUGUGACACAAAAGGCCUGGAUGGUUUUCUUCAUUGGGACGGGAGAUGGGCAGCUCAUUAAGCUUGCUGUGGGCAAGAACUAUCACACCACCUGUCCCACGGUGCUCUACAGGGCCAACGAUGACCGCAAAAUGUUUCCCAAAAUGCAUCUGGAUCAAGUGGACCUUAAACAUGUGUACCUGUCAUUUCAAAACCAGAUGAAGCAUGUGCCUGUGUCAAAGUGCAGCACAUACACAAAUGUGCAGGACUGUUGGUCUGCUCAGGACCCAUACUGCAUCUGGUGUGGCUCUAAAAGAAGAUGCACAUUUGAAGACAACUGCCAAGAUUCAGACUGGUUAUCCAUUCCUGAUGAUUUCCAACACAAAAUGGUUUCCCACAGAGUUGUAAAGGACGACACUGACCAGAUCACACUUAACAUCCAGACCCACCUGACUGUGGGCCAGACGGCACGAGCUAACUUUAACUGUCAAUGCUCAUCAAGUCCCAGUGGUUUCAUCCUCUGGAAAAAUCCUCCCCCACAGUUUCCACAGUGCAGCUGCCCCCUUUCAACCAAAACACUUCCUGCUGAAGGCCUGCACAUCACAGUUAGGCUGAGACUUGGGACGACACAAUGGUCACAUCAGUUGAGGCUAUUCAACUGCUCUGACAUCAGGGGACCGCCAACUUCUGUCCUGUGUCGGCAUUGUAUUGAGGCUGGAUGUGACUGGAGCACAAACAGCUGUUCCUGGGCAAAUCAAGGAGUGGGGGAUUACAGUGUUUGCCAAAAGAUGGACUCAGGCAGGACCUUUGCUAGACCAGAGAUCUCCUCCAUCACUCCCAGCGUCGUGUCUUUCUAUGGCAGAAACCAUGCGGUGUUGUCGGGUUAUAACCUCAGUGAUGUGAUCGGAGUGAGGAUCCAGGCGGACAUGGACUGCACUCCACAAGAAGCUCCUGUGUGGGACAACACCGGUGUGAAACUAACGUUCCACAUUCCCAGUGCUGAUAACAAAGGCGUGGUCAAAGUAUGUGUUCUCCUCCCAGACGGUAGUUGCCACGGCAAUGCUAAAAUCACCUACCGCUCAUCCCCAUCCUGCAACAAAAUUGCACCAAGCAGCACCUGGAUCAGUGGGAAGAGGAAGAUCACACUUACGGGAUCCCACCUGGAGUUUGUGGAAGGGGUCAUGCACAGCCAUGCCCAGCAGGAAAUCGUAACUCCCAGAAACAGACACUCUCAGAGUCUCACCUAUGACACACCUGCAGCUAAAACAGGGAUUUCUACCAGCACUGUGUUUUUGAGAGUCGCCAAUGAAACCUUGGUCUGCUCCACAACAAUAACCUACUACCCAGACCCCGAGUUCAUUAACUUCACAUCCACAAGAAUGGGAAACGAUGUUCUUAUCAUCAUACAGAAAAAGGCAGACAAACUGGAGAUGACCCCAGCAGAGCUGUCAGUGUGGGGUGUUAAGGAUGGACAAGAAUACCCCUGCGUCAUGGAUCCCAAAAGAACCAUUAACAACACUGAGUUCAUGUGUCAGAUUCAAGGGACACCUGAUGAUACCUUUCAGCACUUCAAAAUAGCGUACGGUGACAAGACAGUAACACUCUGGUCUCUAUCUUCAUUGCAUCACGUCAUUCUGACAGUGCGAAUUGUGCUGAUACCCUGUGUUAUUUUUGCGUUGGUGAUGAUCUGUCUGUGGCAAAAGAGGCUAACUGCUGACAUGAAGAAUCUCUGAACAUGACAUCACACCUGGUGAACUUCUGCUACUCCAUGAUCACAAAAGACACUGCACCUCAUGUUCAUUUUUAUUCCAUGAUGACAGACAUUUCUCCACCUGUGGGUUACUGGGGUAAAGUUCACUCUUUGGCCCCAAAAUUAUUUAGAGAAUCAACCUUAACUGUACAGUGAGUGUAGGAGGGCUUCCUGCAGUCUUUAGUAUUUGAAUUUUACAGUAUCUUGCAACCAUUUUCCAUAUUGUUCAGCUCAGGUGUAGUUGUAUCUUGGAGGCCAUUUGAAGAAUUCAAAUGUGUGUUCUGACAUAGAAACCAGGGUUCAGGGGCUUUUUUGUGUGAUUAAAAAUUACCUUUUGCUGUUUUAUGGAGUAUAAGUGACAGAGGAAACUGGGGACAUCAAAUGAUCAGUGUUUUAAACAACACUUUUGUUUUAAUGUUAAUCAUAUUCAGUUUUUGUUAAUUGCUCCUGUGCUUGGUUUUCUUUUACUUAAAAUAUAUAUAUUUUAAUGUUGAUCAUA
Molecule: messenger RNA, 3360 nt
Organism: Epinephelus lanceolatus (giant grouper)
Lineage: Eukaryota; Metazoa; Chordata; Actinopteri; Perciformes; Serranidae
Product: plexin-C1-like
Biological process (GO): positive regulation of axonogenesis; regulation of cell migration; semaphorin-plexin signaling pathway
Cellular component (GO): semaphorin receptor complex; plasma membrane
Molecular function (GO): semaphorin receptor activity; protein binding
Source: RefSeq, a predicted model, not a curated record